Messenger RNA from Staurois parvus, 379 nucleotides. NCBI's taxonomy places the organism in Eukaryota, Metazoa, Chordata, Amphibia, Anura, Ranidae. The record is from the annotation of a GenBank genome assembly.
GUGGUGUGUCCCCCGCAGCUUGUUUAACCGGCCGUCCUGUAUUCCAGGAGGCCGGCAUCUUCAGUGUGGGAACCUGGCUGUGAUAGCUUGUGGUUUCACAACCAGGUACCCACUGCACAUGCGCGAGAAGCACUGCGCUUCAUGAAUGGUCAUGUAGUCUUCUGGGACCUGUCACAUGUCCCAAAAGACUACAGGGAGGGAAGGAGGGAGGACACCUUCCGUUUCCGAUCACCUAGGCCAGUGGGAGCAGGUACCUGUCAAAUUCGGAUACCAAAUCCCCAAAGGUACCAAUCCUUAAUGGGGAGCGGGGGAGCAGUUCUUAAAGCGGAACUUCCCCUUUUGGGUGGAGCUCCGCUUUAAUCUGUCCAAUCAAAGAUUU